Messenger RNA from Xenopus tropicalis (tropical clawed frog), 1437 nucleotides. RefSeq names its product chromosome 10 C17orf67 homolog (gene c10h17orf67). NCBI's taxonomy places the organism in Eukaryota, Metazoa, Chordata, Amphibia, Anura, Pipidae. The record is from RefSeq and is marked provisional.
AGCGCCUGAGAGAAAGCACAAUCCAAAAUGAAGACGUUGGUGGUGGCCUUGAUUCUUAUGGUGGCUUUGGCUAUUUUUACUGAUGCCUCCCCAAUUCUACCUGAGAAGCAAGCCAAACAGGUCUUAAGAGCCAAGCGAUCGGAUAGAGAAAGAAAAGCUGGACAUCGCGAUGAGCCGAUGAGAGAGUAUAUGCUAUACCUUCAGCGCCUGGAACAAAGAUCCGAGGAGCAGUUCUUUGAACACUGGUGGAACCCUCACUGCCAACCUCACUGCAAUCGUAACAUAGUCAACCCUGUCUAAUUCACUUUGGAAAAGGGCCUUGAUUUGGACCAAGAAGAUAAGAGAUGCAAUAUAUAAAUGAAGACGAAAUCUGCCUCCAUACUUAGAUUACCCUGAAUAGCAUCAACCAGCCAUAUGACUAAACAUUCUAACACUUAACACCAAAUCACAAUUGGACACUGGCGUGGAACUAGCCUAAUAGGAUCUCACUAUACUUUAUGGCUGACUCCUUUGCUGUGACAAUUUAUAAACAGUUUAACUACACCUGGAGCAAACUUAGUAAUUAUUUCACUGACCCCAAACUAUUUGAAGGGUUUCUUUGGAUUUAUACCCCCCCCCCUUGCUUUCUCUCAGUGUAGGAAUAAAUCUUAGUAUAUAACCAAAACUAAAAAUUACUCCAGCCCUUUUUAUUUCUUAUCCCCUGUUCCUAAAGCAGUGCAGUUUGGAACACAGUGCUGAAAGAUCUAUUUGUGCCUGUGUUUGGUAGAAGUGGUAACAUUUACACCCCAGGGUUUUAUAUUAAGUUGUGAUGCCUGAUCAGCUUCCAAUUUUUGCAACAUUUUUUGAUUCUUGAAAAUAGUUGUGCAACUUUUGUUAAGUGUUAUGUUCUUAGUGCCUUGGCUUGAAUUUUCUUGCUGGUAUCUGCUCCUUUCUUUUAUCUAGAAAGCAAAUACAUUUGUGCAUAACAGGUAGAAAAGCUGCAGUAAUAUACAUUAAUACAUACACUUUUACCCAAUUACUAGCAUAUUUCAGUGCAGUAACUCUUAACCAAUCAGCAAUAAGCUUUUAUUUUUCAAAUGAAGUUAGAAUAAUAAAAGUAAAUGCCUCAAUGGUUUCUGCACACAAAUUCACACAUUGAUUCAAAACAAAACACAAAAAUAUAUUUUUAUCUAAAAAAAAAAAAAGUCCAUGUCCAGGUGCAAAGGAAAAAAAAGAUCCAUUCAGUAAUAUAAUAAGGAUAUAUCUAAUUUCCCAUUAGAGUUUGUCCCUUGCCUAACAAGCUAUUCAAUCUUACAUAUAAAUAUAUAUAUCUUUUUAUAUAUCAUAUAUAUAUCUAUAUUAAAUAUUUCUAAUACUGAGUUAUUAAAAUAAAUGCUAUCAUUUGAAUGUUUGCUCUUUUGCCAUGUGUAAAAUAUGAAAAUAAAAAACAGCAGAUUG